Molecule: messenger RNA, 675 nt
Organism: Phanerochaete carnosa HHB-10118-sp
Lineage: Eukaryota; Fungi; Basidiomycota; Agaricomycetes; Polyporales; Phanerochaetaceae
Exons: 4
Coding region: 1-675 (224 amino acids)
Biological process (GO): tricarboxylic acid cycle
Cellular component (GO): oxoglutarate dehydrogenase complex
Molecular function (GO): dihydrolipoyllysine-residue succinyltransferase activity
Source: RefSeq, a predicted model, not a curated record
AUGAACCGUAUGCGCCUCCGUAUUGCCGAACGUCUCAAAGAGUCCCAGAACGCUGCUGCCUCGCUCACUACCUUCAACGAGAUCGACAUGUCUGCUCUUAUGGAUUUCCGCAAGAAGUACAAGGACGAAGUGCUUAAGGCCCACGACAUCAAGCUCGGCUACAUGAGCGCUUUCGCCAAAGCAUGCUGUCUUGUCCUCAAGGAGAUUCCCGUCGCCAAUGCUAGCAUUGACGGCGGUGAUAUUGUCUACCGCGACUACGUCGACCUUUCCGUUGCGGUCGCCACUCCCAAGGGCCUUGUUACACCUGUCGUCCGCAACGCCGAGAGUAUGACUAUGAUUGAGAUUGAGCGCGAGAUUGCGAAUCUCGGCAAGAAGGCCCGUGACGGCAAGCUCACCAUCGAGGACAUGGCUGGCGGCAGCUUCACCAUCUCCAAUGGUGGUGUAUUCGGCUCACUCUACGGCACACCCAUUAUUAACUUACCUCAGGCUGCUGUUCUUGGCAUGCACACGAUCAAAGACCGCCCCGUCGUCGUCGACGGCCAGAUUGUGAUUCGCCCCAUCAUGGUCGUCGCCCUCACAUAUGACCAUCGUCUCCUCGACGGCCGUGAGGCUGUCACAUUCCUCGUCAAGGUUCGCGACUACCUCCAGGACCCCGCAAAGAUGCUUCUGGCAUAG